Molecule: messenger RNA, 1668 nt
Organism: Gamsiella multidivaricata
Lineage: Eukaryota; Fungi; Mortierellomycota; Mortierellomycetes; Mortierellales; Mortierellaceae
Product: ferric reductase NAD binding domain-containing protein
Exons: 1
Coding region: 1-1668 (555 amino acids)
Biological process (GO): superoxide anion generation; defense response
Cellular component (GO): plasma membrane; NADPH oxidase complex
Molecular function (GO): superoxide-generating NAD(P)H oxidase activity
Source: RefSeq, a predicted model, not a curated record
AUGUUCAAGUUUCUGGAAACCUGGACGACUCGGCGCUACGCCUUCUUCGUCAUCUGGUUCCUCCUCCAUGUUAUGCUCUUCAUCUUCGGUGUCCUCCGUGUCAAGCUCGACAAGAACCUCAUCAACCUCAACAAGCCUCUCAACUGGUCGCUCUGGGUAGCCCGUGGAGGAGGCAUGUGUCUUAUCUGGGAUUGUUCUAUCAUCCUCCUCCCCGUCUGUCGUAAUAUUCUCCGCAUCCUCCGCGUCUCCUUCAUCAACAAACUCAUCCCCAUUGACGAGAAUAUCUGGUUCCACAAGAUCACAGCCUACUCUAUCCUCUUCUGCACCAUCGUCCACUCCAUUGGUCACUACAUCAAUUUCUACAAAAUGGACAGACUCUACCGUGAGGACCCUCAGGGUGCGUUCAAGCUCACGGCUGCAGAACUCCUCUACAAAAGUCCCGCCGGCGUCACAGGUCACAUCAUGCUCUUAUCCAUGGUUCUCAUGUACACAACCGCGAAGCAGACCCAGCGUAACAAGUCCUUCGAGUCCUUCUGGUACACCCAUCACCUGGCCUUUGUCAUGCUCGGAGCUCUCAUGUUCCACGGUAUCGGAUGCAUCGUCAGAGAUCAGUAUGGUGUCUGCAGAGGAUAUAAAUCUUAUCGAUACCUCGCCAUCGGAUAUGUCCUAUACGUCAUCGAGCGCGGCAUUCGCUUCUACAGGUCUCGAUUGGAUACUCGUCUGGUCAAGGCGAUUCAGCACCCCGCAGGAGUCAUUGAGCUCCAGAUCCAGAAGCCCUCGUUCAGGUAUAAGCCUGGCCAGUAUAUGUUCAUCAACGUUCCGGACGUGAGCAAGUACCAGUGGCAUCCCUUCACGAUCACUUCUUCGCCCUUUGAGGAUUAUGUCUCGGUCCACAUUCGUCAGGUCGGUGACUGGACCCGGGCUCUUGGAACUCGCAUGGGCGUCGAAAAGGAGGGACGUGGUGACGCAGGAACAGGACAAAGGCGCCAGGCAGCAGUGGCAACGCGUCCCGAGAAGAAAACCGAACUGGUCAACGAGCGUGGCGAGGAGAUCCGUAUUCGCGCAGGAUUCAGUAUGCCCGAGGUCAAGAUCGAUGGACCCUUUGGUGCGCCCACAGAAGAUGUCUUUGACCACGAGAUCGUUGUCCUUGUCGGCUCUGGUAUCGGAGUGACGCCCUUUGCCAGUAUCCUCCGCGACAUCUGGUACCGCGCCAACAACAACAUGCCUCUAAAGACCAAGCGCAUCGAGUUCUAUUGGGUAUGCCGUGACCUCGCCUCACUCAAGUGGUUCCAGUCCCUGCUCUCGACGAUCGAGCAAUCGAUGAUGAAUGUGAAACUGAAGAUCCAUAUUUACUGUACAGCGGUCAUGAAGCCGGACCAACACCACAACAUUGCGCUGCAUCUCCACGACGACUACACAGGAGCAGAUACCAUCACGGGCUUGCAGACCCUGACAAACUUUGGACGACCGAACUUUGGAGCUAUCUUUUCGGAGCUGAGACAGGGCAUUAUGGACGGCACCUACAUGCCUGGAGCGACUCAGGAGCUCGUCGUCGAUGUUGCCGUCUUCUUCUGCGGACCGGGUGUCAUGGCCAAAUCCCUAAGGAGAGAAUCGAGAAUCCAGAGCAAGAACGGUGUCAAGUUUUCUUUCAGAAAGGAACACUUCUAA